AUGCUCAAUGUUGACGCAAUCACCAUGAUUCGAUGUAUCUUUGGGACAUUCUCCGCAUUUUUCUCUUUGGCCAUUCUCUGCCUAGCACAGCAGGCGCCAGUUAUCCAAACAACGUCAGGAAAAAUUCAAGGCAAAGCAUUGUCAAAUAGGACCAACGCCUAUCUCAAUAUCCCAUAUGCUCAACCGCCCAUCGGACCGCUCCGCUUCCUUGCCCCUCGCCCUCUCCUAACUCCAUUGCGGCAGCGCAAUGGGACGGUAUUCGGCAAUUCGUGUAUUCAAAUUGCGGCCCCGACGCCGAUUUAUACAGUGGAGAGUGAGGAUUGCCUCUAUCUCAAUGUCUGGACUUCACCAUCCGCGACGUUCAAGCACAGGCCCGUCUUCAUAUGGUUGUACGGUGGCGGGUGGAAUUCCGGGACCGCCAGUGGCUACUUCAAUGACCUCACCAAAUGGGCAACGGCACACCCGGAGAUUGUCUUUGUGUCGAUAAACUAUCGACUCAAUUUUUACGGGUAUACCAACUCGCCUGCUCUUUCUGAUAAAGACACAAAUGUUGGCCUCCGUGACCAACGAGCAGCAAUCGAGUGGGUGGUCGGAAAUAUUGCGUCAUUUGGCGGUGAUCCGACCCAUGUUGUUCUUGGAGGUCAGUCAGCAGGCUCAGCCAGCGUAGCUCAGUAUCUGUACGCGUACCCUCUGCUACCUCUUAUUCGUGGCGCAAUCACGAUGAGUGGUCAAGUUGCGCUUGCAAACAUUUCGGCCGUGGUCAAUAUUCCCAGCUUACCGACUCGAGGUUCGAAUCCGUUCCCGGCGAUUGCGGCCUCGGUCGGUUGCCCUCUCACCCAAGACAAAUAUGCCGCUCAGCUCGAUUGCGUUCGAACGAAGACAGUCGCCGAAAUCACGCAGGCCAUCAGCGUGAAUAACAUAUCGGGGAUAACUCCAUAUGUUGACAACCAGACUGUAUACACGUCAACAGAAUACAAGGAAAGGGCAAUGAGUGGGAGGUUUGCUCGUGUGCCUCUGUUAACCGGCACAACAGAGAAUGAAGGCGACCUCUAUGUCAUCAACCGCGCAACGAACACCCUGAACCAAACGCUCUCAGACUUGAUCACACUUGCCACCUUUAGAUGCCCGGAUGCGAUACAAGCAAGGUGA
Messenger RNA from Serendipita indica DSM 11827, 1149 nucleotides. The record is from the annotation of a GenBank genome assembly. Lineage: Eukaryota; Fungi; Basidiomycota; Agaricomycetes; Sebacinales; Serendipitaceae.